Messenger RNA from Liolophura sinensis, 4559 nucleotides. RefSeq names its product TNF receptor-associated factor 6-like. Gene Ontology annotation, molecular function: zinc ion binding; tumor necrosis factor receptor binding; ubiquitin protein ligase activity. Gene Ontology annotation, cellular component: plasma membrane signaling receptor complex. The coding region runs from base 225 to 2132 and encodes 635 amino acids. The record is from RefSeq and is a predicted model, not a curated record. NCBI's taxonomy places the organism in Eukaryota, Metazoa, Mollusca, Polyplacophora, Chitonida, Chitonidae. The transcript is spliced from 7 exons. Gene Ontology annotation, biological process: regulation of apoptotic process; protein ubiquitination; regulation of canonical NF-kappaB signal transduction.
GCUACGGUUAUUAUAUUAACAUUAAACUAUCACAACCGAUCCAAAGAAGCAUUUCAACUCGAGAACUGGCAUAAUAACGUACUGGAAAUUUAUAAGGGCGUAUUUAAUUGAGGCAAACAGUGGAGAACAAGGGCGAUCUGAGAGCCGUUAGAUGACCAUAAACCUAAGUUAAACUGGAGGUAAAUGAAGCUGCAGGCUAUACCGUUGGCUAGAAUGUAGGUUUAAUGGCCAGGUGUGUGGAAUGGCAGGACCAAGAUGUCUUAUCCUUGUGUGCCACAGACUCUUCCCACUCUCACAGACUUGCUACAACAAUGGAAGCAUCUCCGGGUUACUCCGAGAGGUCGGAGGGUUAUGAUUACGAGUUUGUACCUCAGCCUGACCCCAAGUAUGAAUGUCCAAUUUGUCUGCUGAUAUUACGUGAGCCGUGUCAGACAGAGUGUGGGCACCGCUUCUGUCGGGGCUGCAUCACCAGGUGGCUCAGUGAACAUGAGACCAGAAGGUGCCCUGCAGACAAUGAGCCAAUCACAAAGGCACAACUUUUUCCUGAUAAUUUUGCCAAACGAGAAAUCCUGAGUCUGAGAGUACGAUGUCCUAACGCCAAACAUGGAUGCGAUAGUGUCGUGGAGCUGGGCAAAGUCCAGGAGCACGAGGACAACUGCCCGAUGACUUACCAGCCCUGCCCCCUGGGCUGUGCUUGUAUCUUGUUCAGGAAGGACGUAGAGGAGCAUGUGGCGAAGUCUUGUGAGAGCCGUAGGGUGGAGUGUCCAUUCUGCCAUGAGACUGUCCUGGCUGGGCGUGCGCAGAAUCACCAGCAAGAAGAAUGUCCAAAUAUAACUGUGCUCUGCCAGUUUUGUCAACUGAAGCUCAUGCGAGAACAGAUAAAGCGUCAUUUGGAUACGGACUGCCCAAAUGUGAAAGUCAAGUGUGUUUUCAGUGUUUGGGGCUGUGAUACAGAGGUUAUACGCUCAGAUCAGGCAAAUCAUCAGAGGGACUCUACAGCGUUCCAUCUGCGUUUGCUGAGUACUGCCUUCUGUAGGUACUGUAUGAUACAGGGCAUUGUCCCGGAGGCACUCACAACGGGCAGCAGCCCUAUGGGGGGAGUUAGCUCCCCUGACGUGCCCGAGGGUGUGUCUGAUCUGAGUCGACUGAUGCAACGUCACAGCAUAGGAGCAGGUCCUGGGGUUACAAGCUCCCCACGGCAGGAACCUCAGACAUUACCGGCUAUAGCCAGCACAGGAGCACCGCUUCUUUCGGGCGUCACCUUCCAUUCACACCCUCUUCCUACAGAGCAACAACAACAACCACACCAGGCUGUGACGCGCAGCUCAUCGCUAGGGGCUACAGCGGGUGCAGUGGGCGCGACUGAAGAAGUUCCUGGGACUAACACUUCGACUCGGGAGAACUUCUUCCACUUUAAGUCUGGUCAGGAUACUCAGCGUAAGGACAACCUGGGUAUGCCGUUUGUAUUGAGCUCAGAGUUCACGUCCCUAAAGGAUCAGAACAUGAUCCAGGAUGAGAGUCUAGCCCGCCAUGAUCAGCACAUCCUGGAGCUCCAAAACAAGAUCCACAUGUUGCAACACUCCAACCAGGAGUUCAAGCAAAAAGUCCAUUACCUCGAGGAAAAAUUGUCCUUUUAUGGUACGUUGGAAUCUCGUGCCUGCAACGGCAACUUCUUGUGGAAAGUGAAGAAUUUCUCGAGACUCCGGCGAGAGGCUGAGAUGGGUGAGACCACGGUGCUACAUAGUCCUGCAUUUUACUCCAGCCUCUACGGCUACAAGAUGUGUGUGCGGGUCAACCUGAACGGUGUGGACACAGCUCGCGGAACACACAUGUCCAUAUUUGUACAUUUCAUGCAAGGUGAAUUUGAUGACGUUCUAGACUGGCCAUUUGAGGGAAAAAUUAUUCUAAGUGUCAUCGAUCAGAACCCAAUUUGUGAAAUUCGACAUCACAUCAUUGAAACUCUUUUGGCAAAGCCAAAUCUGGCUGCUUUUCAGAGACCUAUGACACAACGAAACCACAAAGGAUUUGGCUAUAUGGAGUUUGUUCCCCUGCAUAUCUUAGAUAGCUGCUCCUAUGUUCUAAAUGACAUUCUCAUUAUAAAGGCCCAAGUUAUUCCAGCAAAUGCACUGUGAUAUCACUCUUAUAGGAUUACAAAGAAGCAAAUACAUAUCUUGAGCUAUCUGUAUCACAUGUAUUAAUUAAUUAUAUUAUAAUAUGAAGUCAUAUUGCUGGAUCUCUGUAUAAUUAACAUAUUGUUACCAGUAUUCAAGUUAAGGGAUUUUAUAUUCAGUUUGAGUUUGUGUUAAAUGUCCAACCCUAACUGUGUAAACGUUGUUCCAUAACUGAUCAUUAUUCAAAGUUACACGAUUGUUUGAUCCCAAGACACAUGUACAUGUUUGUUUUUAAAAUACUGGUAACUAAUUAGGCCUGACUGCAUUACCUCCCUUGAAGUUAUUUUCAUGCUCGUUUGUCGCAUUUUAAGGGUCAAGGUUGGGUUAGAUGGGACCUCUGACAUUGGCUAGUGCCAAGUUUCGAAGUUUCGACCUACUUUUACAGACAUCCCCCUGUCUAAACUUCUACACACCAAGGCUGUGACACAGAUAAGUCACACACAAGCUGUAACCACACACAAUCCAAACACACAGGCUGUAACACACACAAUCCACACACACAGGCUGUAACACAGAUAAUCCACACACACAGGCUGCUCAGGAGAGUUCAGCCCUUUACUCCCCAGCAUCACUCUUAUUUACACAGGCCAAGAGGCUUACUGAUUUUAAUUUAGACUUCAUGAAGUUAUUUCAUGGUUCUAGUUACAUGUAGAACUGUAGUGAAUGAAUGCAGAAUGCUCCAGUAAAUGUUAUAACCAUGAAGUUAUUUCAUGGUUAUAGUUACAUGUAGAACUGUAGUGAAUGAAUGCAGAAUGCUCCAGUAAAUGUUAUAACCAUGAAGUUAUUUCAUGGUUAUAGUUACAUGUAGAACUGUAGUGAAUGAAUGCAGAAUGCUCCAGUAAAUGUUAUACAUUUAUAUCACAGUGAAGAGUAUGUGUAAUUACUAUGUAAUUGGCAUGGUCAGAAUUGAACCGGUGGUCAGUGGGUUGACGAGAGCUCGCAGUCAGCAGUUGUCUUGUCAUUUAUACCCAUAUUUAAUCUUUGGUCCUGGCAGCAUGGCUCUGCUAGCCAGCUUCAUACAUGUAGGCACAACAUGUAGACUUCUGAUGGCUCAGCCAGCUCAAACAAGAGAGCAGGUGUUAACAUACCUUUUUCUGAUGCUCGAUUUAAAGCUUGAUAGUUUUGAUCGCCUGUGUUACGCUCUUGAUUAGAAAGUUACUGGGUGUGUUUUCACCGUUAUGGAUGACUUCAUGUUGAUUGUGACAGAAGUAAAACCACCUUCUCAUUAAAUCACAUUUUUAGCACAUAUCUUAGCUGUGUCAGAAAUUAAUUGACUUGAAACAUGAAGUAGGAAACAUACCAGUACAUAAUAAAUAUUCUUUUGUCGCUCUUUUUUUUUUGUUCACGUAAAAUGGAAAAUGGCAUGCCUGAAUCAACAUUUAACCAGCGAACAUUUUUUUGUUUCAUUAGAAAGAUUUAAGCUUGAAAUCCUGUCAUUAUUUAUUUGAAGAACUGAGCAAUUAGUUUGACUUUUCAUAUAGUGUUUAGCUUUUCUUCUCUUCUUAGUUACAUUUCUUCACCAAUGACUGAACAGUGAGAGUGUCACAAUAGUUGUCCAUACUAUGGCUACAUAUAUGUAUGUGUGUCGAAUCUGAAUGGAACAGAAUUUCCCUUUGAACCAAAAUUCUUUAAUCAUUCAUUCUUAAGGAAAAAAAAUGGUAAUUUCUUAUAAUUUCAGAUUUAAAUUAAUCCUGGUCAAUAAAUUCGACUUGUAUGCAAUCCAGUGGACUAUCAUAAAACUAAAGUUAAACUUAUUAUGGAGCCUGAAAGUCCUGUAUGCCAACCUUCCAUUCAGCGAAAGCUGUAGCGAUUGAUACAUGAACGAUGAGGAUUAGCUACCGUUGGGUCGCUGCUAAACUACCAAGACUGUUGACAUUUUCUGUACCUUUGCUCAUGCACUCCUUUCCCCUGUGCAUAUUAAACAAGAAACAGUUAAAACAUUAAUGGUGCUUUUAUAUAAAGCCAGUGGAUUCCAGAUGUUGGUGUUGUAUCUUGUGUAGAGGCAGAUAUAUACACAUGUAUGUGGACAUGUAUGUCCUGUUGUCAGUGUGUAUCUUGUGUAGAGGCAGAUAUAUACACAUGUAUGUCCUGUUGUCAGUGUGUAUCUUGUGUAGGGGCAGAUAUAUACACAUGUAUGUCCUGUUGUCAGUAUGUAUCUUGUGUAGAGGCAGAUAUAUACACAUGUAUGUGCACAUGUAUGUCCUGUUGUCAUUGUGCAUCUUAUUGUUUGAAUAAAGAUAAAUUAAGAACAUUAAGCCUUGCCCUUAGCUAUAACCAAUAUUACAGGUAAAAAGACAGUCAUCAAUAUGCUUCAGGGCCAAGCUGCUUUAUGCAGUUCUCUCUUACCAUCUCGGUGAGGAGACCGGCCUAUAAGAGCUGUAGAAUGGU